CGCACGCGGCCGCCGUGCGGGAUAAAUCUGCAGAGGAGGCACCUGGGCACGCAUCGAUCGGCCAAUUGCCGAAUGUGGCGGCAGUCGGCGCCGCGGCAGCGCCGAUGGAAUACGCACGCUUAUUGCGACGUGUGCGAUCGCGUAUUGAUUUUGUCAUUAGGCCGAACGGGCGUGCUUAUUGGACGGCGUUAGAAAAUCGAUAAUCCAGGCUGAAUUGAUCGUCGGUUUGCAGCUCUGGCUCGUCUCGCAGUCGGUCCCGGCCUCGCACGGCGGCACACACACACGCGCGCGUCUCGCCCUGACGCCAGGUCGCCAUGAGUCUUGCCGAGCAACCUGUCGAGGAGGAAAACUUCCAGCUCGUGUGGCACAACCACCAGAGCAACUUCCACGAGGUGGUGGGCGACCUCCUGACCAGUGAGGCAUUCGCUGACGUGUCGCUGGUGUCCGAGGGCUGCAUGGUGCGCGCCCACAGGCUCGUGCUGUCCGCCUGCAGCCCCUACCUGCACGGCCUGCUGAGCGCGCUGCCCGCGGCGCCCAACGUGCACCCCGUCCUGUUGCUACCCCCCGAGGUGUCGCUCGGCACUCUGCGCACGCUCCUCGCCUUCAUGUACCACGGCGUGGUGCACGUGCCGCACGCCGCGCUCGUCGCCGUCCUCCACGCUGGAGACAUUCUCAAGGUGCGAGGAUUAUGCAGAGAGGAUGCUCCGCCGCGGGAAACUCCCUUGCCGCCUCAGCCGACCCCUUCUCCGAUGCAACCCGCCAGGCCCGAUUCUGUGCCCACCCCGCAAAACCAAGAUCAAACGUCCUGCGUCAAGGAAGAGCCAUUCGACUGGAGUCUGGAGCAGGUGGUCCAACACCACCUGGCAGAACCUGACAACCCCGAGAAACAAACUUUGCCGCUUUCCACCUGCAGCGCGCACUACCAAAAAGACAAAAGCAAGAAAGAGAAUUUUGAUGAGGAAGAGCCAACCCCGCUGGAGUGCGAGCAAUGCCAUCAGGUAUUCCCGCAUGCAGCGCAGUGGGUGCGCCACCUGAAGAUCCAUCCGCCAGUGGCCGAGCCACUACGGCCGGCCAAGCCGCAAGCUGUGCACCAAAAGGUGAUGCCGAAGGUGACUGAGAAGCGGCUCAAGUUCGUGGGCAGGAAGGUGCGUGUCGGUCCAUUGGAAUCAGCCACGGCGCGGGCCCGGCGGCCGCACUCGUGCUACAGCUGCGGCAAGCGUUUCUCGUCGCGCGCCUCGCUCUGCAUCCACAGCCGCACGCACACAGGCGAAACGCCAUUCCGCUGCGACCUCUGCGACAAGGGCUUCAACGUCAAGAGCAACCUGAUGCGCCAUCUGAGGACGCUGCACAACCGCAUAAUGACGCCCAGUCCCAACUACCUCGAGCCGGCGCCCACGCCUUAGGCUCCGCUCUUUCCUACGGCCUCCCAAGUUCUCUGAAAGAACUUUUCAAUCUACUUUUCGCCUUUUGUGUAACUCAGAUCGGCAAUCUUUCGCAAAGGAUUAGCAGCUUCCAAUUUUACCUAAACAAGGCACCUGAAUCAGAAAGUUUUUAUUAGAAAUUUCUAUUCAACUUAUGCAUUGGUGCCGAUUUUAAAAGUGGACCACCUGCGCAAAAAUUUAAAGAUUCCUAAAUAUUCGAGCUCCUUGCAUCUUCCAUGUGGCUUGAUUCUUCCCUUAGAUAUGUAAAUAGCAUAUUUUUGCUGUAGACUGGGAGUUUAAAUGAAUUUGCACCAAUCUCGCGAAUAAUUUGCACCUGUUAGGAAAUAAUUAAGAAUUGAUUCUCUCAGCUUUAGCAGCUUCAAAGAAAAAUGAGUUACUCGAAAGGCGAGUCCAACGGAAGGAAAUUGAGCCUCGAUUUAAAAAUUAAUGUUAUAUUUGCGUGGCUAUCAAGUUAUUUCCGCAGCUUCUCAUUGCUCAAAAGGUGUUUCUCGGCUAUCUGGAAUCUGGAUGUAGUUCCUUGGCUCCGAUUUUGACUCUGUAGCAUAAGACGCUAUUUCAGUGGUACGUACUCGUGUCAAAUAACUGACUAAGAUUAAGGCAAGACUUUUCACUGUGCAUUUCGGUAGCAUUUUGUCUCUUUCUCCAUGUGCCGACAUCGAAUUUGGCUGAUAAUCAAAAGUGGAAAGUUUUACAAAACUCUGAUGCAUGCAACAAAUUUUUAUAUUUUUCAUGUGUACCUGCAUUAGCUCGAUAUGUGUAGCACUUAGUUUCAAUAAAAAAGAUUCAACUCUAA
Cloeon dipterum is the source of this 2235-nucleotide messenger RNA. Its product is annotated as zinc finger protein Xfin-like. The transcript has 6 exons. Gene Ontology annotation, biological process: regulation of transcription by RNA polymerase II. NCBI's taxonomy places the organism in Eukaryota, Metazoa, Arthropoda, Insecta, Ephemeroptera, Baetidae. Gene Ontology annotation, molecular function: protein binding. The record is from RefSeq and is a predicted model, not a curated record. Gene Ontology annotation, cellular component: nucleus. Bases 315 to 1403 code for a protein of 362 amino acids.